GGCACGGGGGCGCGCAGGCCGCACGCACCGUGCACGUCCGGGCCGCGGGGUCCAGGUGGGCCGUGGUCCGCGCGCGGCCGCGGCUGCCCUCUUCCGAGGCGGGAGGGGCAGACGGAGAAGGCUCGGGCCCGGCGGGAGCCAUGUUUGUGGCACGCAGCAUCGCGGCGGACCACAAGGACCUCAUCCAUGAUGUAUCUUUCGAUUUCCACGGGCGGCGGAUGGCGACCUGCUCGAGCGACCAGAGCGUCAAGGUCUGGGAUAAAAGUGAAAGUGGAGAUUGGCAUUGUACUGCUAGCUGGAAGACACAUAGUGGAUCUGUGUGGCGUGUGACAUGGGCUCAUCCUGAAUUUGGACAGGUUUUGGCUUCCUGCUCUUUUGACCGAACAGCUGCUGUUUGGGAGGAAAUAGUAGGAGAAUCAAAUGACAAACUGCGAGGACAGAGUCAUUGGGUUAAGAGGACAACGCUAGUGGACAGCAGAACAUCUGUUACUGAUGUGAAAUUUGCUCCUAAGCAUAUGGGUCUUAUGUUAGCAACCUGUUCAGCGGAUGGUAUAGUAAGAAUAUAUGAGGCACCAGAUGUUAUGAAUCUCAGUCAGUGGUCUCUGCAGCAUGAGAUCUCAUGUAAACUAAGCUGUAGUUGUAUUUCUUGGAACCCUUCAAGCUCUCGUGCUCAUUCCCCCAUGAUAGCUGUAGGAAGUGAUGACAGUAGUCCAAAUGCAAUGGCCAAAGUUCAGAUUUUUGAAUAUAAUGAAAACACCAGGAAAUAUGCAAAAGCUGAAACCCUUAUGACAGUUACUGAUCCUGUCCAUGAUAUUGCAUUUGCUCCAAACCUGGGAAGGUCUUACCACAUUCUGGCCAUAGCAACCAAAGAUGUGAGAAUUUUUACAUUAAAGCCUGUGAGGAAAGAACUUACUUCCUCUGGCGGACCAACAAAAUUUGAAAUCCAUAUAGUGGCUCAGUUUGAUAAUCAUAAUUCUCAGGUUUGGCGAGUGAGUUGGAAUAUAACAGGAACAGUGCUAGCAUCUUCAGGCGAUGAUGGCUGUGUAAGAUUAUGGAAAGCUAAUUAUAUGGACAAUUGGAAGUGUACUGGUAUUUUGAAAGGUAAUGGGAGCCCUGUCAAUGGGAGUGCUCAGCAGGGAAACCCAAAUCCUUCCCUAGGUUCAAAUAUCCCAAAUCUUCAAAAUUCAUUAAAUGGAUCUUCUGCUGGCAGAAAGCACAGCUGAGUACCAGCUAACUGGAGUAACUUUGCUGUUUUGCUGCUUGUUGCAUGCACACAGGAAUGGAAAGCAAGCUCCUUUUCCCCUUCCCCAGCGCCAUUUGACCUCUUCCAAGAUACACCAGCAGCCUGCUUACUACUACUAAACUGCAAUCCAAAAAGCUUCUAAAAACAGUAUAUAUCUUUUCUUUUUGUAUUGGCCAGUUUAUUGACACUAUUUGAAACUUUUGAAUAUAAAUGGAGAGGCUUUUUGUUGAGACAUUGUCACCAAAACAAUUUUUGGAAAUGUUUUUGAAAUUAACCUGGGUUUUUAAAAUGAAAAGGAUUUAUUACCACCCUUAUAAGUAGUUGGGAGGAGGGAAAAUAUAACUUUAUUCCAUUUGGAGAAUGAAGGUUUAUUUCUUUUGUUUUUCUAAAACAGUAAGCUAAAAUGAUGAAUUUUUAUAAUUUUAAUUUGAAGCUUUAAUAUUUUUCAUAAAGAUUGUUUUGAGUGCUAAUCUGUUUACCUUUUGUAGAAUUGGUUUAAACAUGAUAUUCAGUACAACUCUCAUUUCUUUGUAAUAUUUUUAAAAUAUUAGUAAAGGUGGAGAAAAGUAGUAGUAAAAUGGAACUGUACAGUUUGUAGCCAAAUUAAAUAUUUGGUAUUGCAUCAUUUAUAAUUUGGUAGUACAAUUAAAACACCUUUGUAAGCUUUUUAUUCAUAUUCACUAAAGAGAUAAAUGUUUCUUUUAUGUGCUUGUUUGUAUAUAUUUAUGGUGUGAUUCUAUGGUUUAAAUUUCCUUCAAGUCAAAAUUGGGAAACAUACUAUAAGAGAAGCAGUUGAAAUUUUGCUGAAAUUGUGCAUGCACAUUAACUUCCACAUUCCUUGUCCCUGAAUUUUCUUAAUUUAGUUGGCUGCUUCAUGUAGUUAAUAUCUUAUAGAACUGUGACCUUAAAGACAAAGCCAUAAAUUUUUUUUUUGCUAAAGUGCAUAAUUAUUAUGAGUAAGUUAUAAUUAAAUGUCAGAAUAACAGCAAUAGGACAUAUUCUUUGAGCCCUUUUAGUUAUCAAAAUUUUGUACUAUUGUAAGGAUUUGCAGCAAACCAACUAAGAGUAUUCAGAGAUUGUAUUUCUUUGAAAGUAUGUUGCAAUAACUGGCUAUACUUUGUGAAAGUAUAUUUGAAUUGGUUUUCAGUAUCAUGUUUGCAUUAAAAAAUGUGAAAUAUGUGCCAGCUGCUACUACAAAUGAAGCGUUACUUAAAAUAAAUUAAGAGCUUAUUAGAUUUGUAAAUUUUCAGGAUAGCAUCAAAUGUUUCUGAGAGGUUAGAAAAUGUUUUAAAAUAUAUAAUUGUCUCUUUUUUUAACAUUCAUUCUGGUAAUUUUUUUUAACAUUUUAACAGAUUGUAGUUUUUUCUUUCAAGUUUCUAUACUUGCUUAGGCAAGCGUGAUUUGAGUAAGGGUCUUGAUUUUUGGAUAAUAUUAUGUUCUGUUAGUUUGGCAUGAAUCUAUUAAAGCUAUUUCCCCCCCGGCA
Eptesicus fuscus (big brown bat) is the source of this 2726-nucleotide messenger RNA. It is a transcript of the gene SEH1L, whose product is annotated as SEH1 like nucleoporin. NCBI's taxonomy places the organism in Eukaryota, Metazoa, Chordata, Mammalia, Chiroptera, Vespertilionidae. Gene Ontology annotation, biological process: positive regulation of TORC1 signaling; cellular response to amino acid starvation. The record is from RefSeq and is a predicted model, not a curated record. Bases 141 to 1223 code for a protein of 360 amino acids. Gene Ontology annotation, cellular component: Seh1-associated complex; nuclear pore outer ring. Gene Ontology annotation, molecular function: structural molecule activity; protein binding. The transcript has 9 exons.